UCAGAUCGUUCCUAGUAACUGGAAUUCUAGUUAAACUAAUCAGUAAUGAGUGUAUGUAUUAUCGGUGCCGGAACCGCAGGACUUAGCUCUGCGCGACACGCCAAACAACAUGGUUUGAAUCCAACUAUCUUUGAACUGUCGGACAAAAUUGGAGGAACUUGGGUGUACAAUGAGAAGACAGGAAGCGUUAAUGGCAUCGAUAUACAUAGCAGCAUGUAUACCAACUUGCGCACCAAUCUGCCCAAGGAAAUUAUGGGGUUUCCGGACUAUGAAAUUGGCGAGAACGAAAAGUCCUAUAUAAAAUCAGAGGAAAUUCUUGAUUUUUUAAACCAGUUUGCAGAUCAUUUUGAAUUAAGAAAUCAUGUUCGAUUCAAUUCCUAUGUUAUUCGAGUCUUGAAAAAACGUAAAAAAUGGCAGGUGCUGGUUAAAAAUGUUGUAACUAAUCAAAUGGAAUGCCAAUAUUUUGAUUAUGUAAUGGUGGCAAACGGUCACUAUCAUACGCCAAAUUAUGUUCAACUUAAGAACGGUCACCUAUUUCAGGGAGAAUAUUUGCAUAGCCAUGACUUCAGACAUAAUGGACGAUUUAAAGAUAAGACUGUCUUAGUUAUUGGUGCAGGGCCAAGCGGUUUAGACUUGUCCAAUAUUAUAUCGAAAGCAGCAAAAAGAGUAUUUCUUAGUCAUCAUUUAGAGGCUAUUGAAAAUACAAAGUUUUUUGAAAAUGUUAGCCAAAAACCAGAUGUAAGAGAGUUGGAUGAAGCUGGAGGCUUUUUUGUCGAUGGAUCAUAUGAAGAAUUUGACACAAUAUUUUUCUGCACUGGCUAUAAAUAUGCUUUCCCCUUCUUAACUGUCAACUCUGGAAUAUUUGUUGAAGACAAUUGUGUCCAGGUCCUUUACAAACAAUGCCUAAAUGCAAAGUAUCCUUCAAUGGCCCUCAUUGGAUUGCCAUUUUAUGUGUGCGCCGCCCAAAUGAUGGACUUGCAAGCUCGAUUCGUCCUAAGCUAUUUCACUGGCAAGAACGAAUUGCCAUCUACUGAAGAUAUGAGAUUGGAAACGGCAAAAAGCAUGCAGACUCUCUGGGAAAAAGGCUACAGAAAAAGACAGGCUCACAUGCUUGGAGUUGAUCAGAUUAAUUAUUUCACUGACCUGGCGGAGACGGCUAAAGUUAAAAAUAUUCGUCCCGUAAUGGCCAAAUUACAUAACGAAAGUAGUAAUCACUUUAAAAAGAGCCUUUUAAACUUUCGCGAGAAUAUCUUCAAGAUUGUUGACGACGAAACAUUUGUCCAAGUUAAUUAAUUUACUUUAUGCUUUUGUUCUUGCCUCUAUACUAAUUUCGUUACCAUAUUUGUAAAUCUUUUCAGAAGUAUAUGCUUAAUCAAUU
This is a messenger RNA of Drosophila willistoni, 1378 nucleotides long. RefSeq names its product senecionine N-oxygenase. Gene Ontology annotation, molecular function: NADP binding; flavin adenine dinucleotide binding; N,N-dimethylaniline monooxygenase activity. The record is from RefSeq and is a predicted model, not a curated record. The coding region runs from base 46 to 1293 and encodes 415 amino acids. NCBI's taxonomy places the organism in Eukaryota, Metazoa, Arthropoda, Insecta, Diptera, Drosophilidae. The transcript is spliced from 5 exons.